GGAAGCCAUAGAGUUAAUAUAAAGCCUUCUACUUUGCGUCCUAUGUAUAAUUUGAGCAAUAAAAAUGCGACUGCGCUACAAAGGUUCGACUUUUCAAAACUGCAGCUGUUCACUCUUGUUUCUUUUAAAAAUUUUUUAACGGUUUUCUUCUUUUUUUUUGCACAAGAUUGUCAGUUCAAUGCCAUUGGCGAGUCCUGCGACUCACGUGACUGCUGUUCGGGUAGCGGCAUGGGUAGCGGGCCAUGAGCUUUUGUGCUCGGCGCGUUCGGCUUUAGUUAGGUGCCGACUGCCACGCUUUUUUAGGCGGUACGACUGAAAGGAAAAAUUGUGGCGUUCUCCACGCGUUUGGCUUGCGAUUUUGUUUGUUUCCCAUCGCCGAUUACCAUUCUGUGAAGUUUUGCCUCUGUUAUUUGUGUGUUACCGUUGUGUGCAAUGAUGUUUGCUUCAGUAGCCGUUCUAAAUGACUAAUGAAUCGAUUCCUGAUGUUUUUGUGUAGGGGCAACUUAGUGUGGCGGACACUAUAAUUGUUUGAAAGUGUGGCCGUCCUUUCUCCAACAAUGUCGAAAGUGACAGUGACAAAGGAAGAAGCCUUACAUCUCUUGGAACUUGACGGCACAAGUCCAUCAGCGACAGACAUACAGAUGCAGUACCAGAAGCUGGCGCUGAAGUGGCACCCAACCAGGCAUCGAGCUAACUUGCGAUCUAUAGAGAGAUUUGACAGGUUAUGCCGGUCAUAUAUAGUACUCACCGAAGGACGAGAAUCAAUGAGCACCUUACUGUCACAAACUGAAAUGUUGAAUGUGUUUAUCAAGGCCUUUGAGCUGGAAGGUAUGCACUUUGACAAAGAAGCCGUAGCUCAAGAUGCAGCUACGCAGUGCGAGUCAAGGCCUAGUACAAGCACACAGACGUCUUGGAUGAGGCACUCUGCGUCCAAAAGCACUGCUACUGCUUCAGGUGGUGCUAGUGCUUCGGGUGGUGCUAGUGCUUGUGCUGGUGCUAGUGCUUCUGCUGGUGCUACUGCCUCUGGUGGUGCUACUGCUUCUGGUGGGGCUACUGCUGCCACCGUGACCUCUUUAACCGGAAAGAAACCAGCAGCUUCAGAAAAAGCAAAGCAGAAUUUACAAGAAGUUGCAGUUGCUUCUGUUGAAGAAAAGUCGCAAGAGAAGAAGAAGAAAAAGAAGUCCUCUAAAAAGAGUAAAAAGCGUCGCCAGCAGCGAGAGAAGCAGCAGUCAAGCAAGUCGUCGUCCAAAAAAGACAGGUCCAGCAGCUCCAGCAGCUCUGAAGAUGAAAAGAGGGAGACAGAUGAGGAUGAGGACGAACUGGACCCCAACAGUGCUUUUGUGGCCAUGGCACUUAGCCGAAAGGCCAAAGGAGCAGUACCAAGGCCCACUGUAGCCUCAGGCGGCGUCAUUCCCAAGACACCAAAAAAAUCUGCACAAGAUGUCGUCACUCGGAGCCGGAAGCUGGCCCGUGAAGGAUACGAAAUGUGCAAUCUGGGGCGCCACAAGGAAGCCAUUGAGCUAUUCACUCAGGCCAUAAAGUUGUAUGCACAAGAGCACAGUUAUUUUGGGAACCGGUCAUACUGCUACAGCAUUUUAGGAAAGUAUGACAAGGCCCUGAAGGAUGCUGAGAAGGCGAUCAGCCUGCAGCCCCAGCUAGCUAAGGGCUACUUCCGUCGUGCCAAGGCACAGCUUGGCCUGCAGAAGUACAGCGAAGCUGCAGAAUCAUUCAAGAGGGUGCUUGAAAUUGACCCAUCCUGCCAGGAGGCCCAUAUUGAGUUGCGCAGUGUGCACGUCUUUGAGAUCAUGAGCAUGGGUUUCACAGAGGAGCAGGCUGAGUGGUCCUUGACUCAUGGAAACGAAGAUGUCCAAACAGCCAUCAAUAUACUUUGUGGGCCAGAUGCAGUUGUGCCUGAUGUUAAGAUGAACCCUUGUAACAUGGAUGGCUUUCGCUCUCUCUGGGUUGGCAACAUCAAACCUGAAGUCACUGAGAAGAUGCUCAUUGACCUGUUCCGGCGUUACGGGGAUGUGCACAGCAUUCGAAUCCUGCAUGACCGGCACUGUGCCUUCAUCAACUACGGCAACAAGCUUUCGCCUGGAAAAGCCAUGGAGGCUUUGCAAGGCCAUAUACUGUGCGGAUCAGCAAUUCUCAUCCGGUUUCCAGAUAACAACUACCUAGAGAAUGGAUCUAAGAAAGAGCCAGUGACAGUGCUGCGAAAGUCCAGUCUGAAGAUGUCAGCAGAGGAACAGAAGUCAGCCACUACAUUGAGUGAACCGAAGGUCAAGGUAUCUGGGCCUGUGAAUGGCAAUGAAUGUUACUUCUGGAGAACUACUGGCUGUACCUAUGGUGAUAACUGCUACUAUGACCACAUUCCUAGUCACAAGGGUAUCGACUGGAAAGCACCGCGUAGCACUGGAAAGUUCAAAUGAUGCACAGCUGCUGUUUCUGUGGCUGUGGAAUGUAAAGGUUCACCAUGAAACUGCCUUGCACCGAAGAUGGCUUUGUGACAACAGAAAAUGGCUCCUCCGAUUUUGGGACCAAGUCAUUGGAAUGGCCAAUCAUCCAUCAUGUUUGCUCAUUGUUUGCUUUGUGUGACUGCAACUUCUUUAUUGUUUGUACAUGUGUGUAUUCUUCUUCCUUCUUCUUUUCUUUGUGAAGCCAAAGGUUUGGCAGUUGCCUUGGGCUGUAAUGAGUCUCCUUUGACUGCUGUGCCCCGACUCGCACACCCUGGCUGUGAUAAUGUAACUAUGUGUAAUUGUGUGCUUUGUUUUAGAUUCUAGAUUCAUGUUUGUUGUGGCUCCUAGUCCCUCUUGAAUUCUUUUUUAUAUUGUGCUACUUUAAUUGCUUUUGUUUCCUGCUCAACUUCACUGUGUAAGUUUGGAUGGUGUGUUACCCUAGAAAAAUUCUUGCAGUUCACAGGGAGUGCUCUGGUUAAGACAAUCAAAUACUCGUGGCCUUUGAUAGUCGAUGCCAAUUUCAGAGCUAAAGUGUGACGCUGUAUUUAUACAGUUUUCAUCAGCAGUUGGCUUUAAUCUUAAACUUGUGCACCUUGUUUAUACCAAGAGCUGUUAUGAGACACAGCUGUCCGUUGUGCUUUUGUGCACUGGACCCUGCAAAAGUUGUUUUCUCUGCAAAUGUUCAUUAGGAGCGACCCUGUGUUUGUGCCUUGUUGAGAUGGCAUUUAAGUAACUUCGAGAAGUCUUAUUUUUGUUACAAAAUAAAUGAAACAAUGAAUUUUA
This is a messenger RNA of Dermacentor andersoni, 3239 nucleotides long. RefSeq lists its product as uncharacterized. Gene Ontology annotation, molecular function: RNA binding; protein binding; metal ion binding. NCBI's taxonomy places the organism in Eukaryota, Metazoa, Arthropoda, Arachnida, Ixodida, Ixodidae. The record is from RefSeq and is a predicted model, not a curated record.